Messenger RNA from Phyllotreta striolata, 787 nucleotides. The record is from the annotation of a GenBank genome assembly. NCBI's taxonomy places the organism in Eukaryota, Metazoa, Arthropoda, Insecta, Coleoptera, Chrysomelidae.
CUCGCUUCGGCGGUACAUAUACUAAAAUUGGAACGAUACAGAGAAGAUUAGCAUGGCCCCUGCGCAAGGAUGACACGCAAAAUCGUGAAGCGUUCCACAUUUUUUUGUUAUUUAUUUUUUCAACUAUCGACUGAUUUUGACCUCAAUUUAUUCGGUUAUUUGGGCAAUUGAAAUCUUCUGUUUAAAUUGUAAUAAAAUAUAACCUCACUUUGCGUUACCUUAUUUUUAUUUUGCAAUGGAAAACUAUAAAAAAGGAAAAAACGUCGAGGAAGCUCUCGAAAGGGAUAAAAUUCCCAUACCUAAUCUUCCCACUAAUUUCCUUUGGAUGCAGGUAAAACCUGGUAGUAAAAUAAGAAAUCUCUUAACGCACGCUAUUAAAGAGUUUCCCGAAGUGAAAAGUGUAGUUUGGACGGGCUUCGGACCAUCUGUAGGAAAAUGUAUUACUUGUGUGGAAAUUAUGAAACGAGAAUUUAAUAAUAAGUUACAUCAAAUUACGAAACUAUCAUACAGGAAAGUUGAAGAAUAUUGGGAUCCACUUUUACCAGAGUUAGAUCAAUUAGUCGUAAAAAGAAGAUUACCUAUGAUUCAUAUUUACCUAGCAUAUGAGAUCACAAAUGUCGAUGAAUUGGGUUAUCAAGCUCCAGGAGUACAUAUUUCUUUUAACGACAGUAAUAGCAGUAGUAAGAAUCAAAACCGCAACAACUCUGAAAUAGAACACAAACGUGGCAAGAAAAAUAAACGAAAUAAAGUGAAUAACAAUUAAUAAAGUAAUACUAGUUUAUUGACU